AUGGAUCCUUCACUGUCUGAUCCGAAUAUCGUUAUCAUUCAUCCCCCGUUCGUUACCUUUCCAAAUGCUCACCUGUACCCGGAAGGCCUCUCUUACUCGUUGAUGGCUGCGAAUCCGGAUUGGUUCUUAGAUCAGAACGAUUUUGUCAACGGUUCAUCUACCAGUCCAGAUGCAAUUCCUUAUCCUCCGCAGCUUGAACCGCCUAGAGGAUGGUGCCCAGCCAAGAAAAAGGAUCUCAAGGCUUUGGGCCCUGAUGGCUGGCCCGAAGGGGAAGAGCCCAGGCUGCGUUGCACAUUCUGCAGGAGAACGUACGCAGGAGUCAAUGCAAAAAGCAUGUGGAGGCGACACGUAUAUGAGAAACACAAAAUUGCCAUGUCAAAUCGUCGUGAAGGACAUGAUCGCACUCGCGGUGGCCGCGGAUCUGGCAGGGAACGAAAUAACCAUCACGACAAGGAAAAUUACACAGAUGAUCGCCGGGCUUCCAGGGGACCAGACAACAAAUCCAGAAAGUCAAGAAACUUAUCCUUAAGAAAUAGCAUAACACCUACCCCAGACCCAGAGGAUAAUGACGACGAUGAUGAUGCAGAUGACGAUGAUGAUGAUCCCCCCGUUCCCUCUGCACCUGUCAUUAAACAGAAUGAGUUUCCUGCACUUUCGUCUCCUCCCGUCCUCAAACAUGCAAAGUUGUUGGACGAAGGAGUCACGCUGACAGAUUCCUAUAAUUUGCGGGGAGGUCAAGCUGAUGACUCGAGUGCAUCCCCAAAAACAUCAAGAUUUGCUGUUCCCAUGUCUCCUUACGACCCGACAUUGACGCCAUCGUUCCGUCACUCUCCACCACGUCUUCCUUCAGACCAGCCCUGGCGCUUCCCGAGUCCAAGCCACCCCCUUCAUUCUGGGGCUAGGGAAUUUUGCUUGUCGAUGCUCGCGCGUGCGACUCCUGUAACGAAAGGUUCUUCUGUUAACGAUUCAAGUUCCCCAAGCACUGGUACGACGAGUGUUAUGAAUACUCCCUGCAGUACCACUUUCCGCGGAAAGACGUUUGGCGACCUCGGCAGCAUAUUCAGCGAAGGAAGCUCUCCUAUCAUCUUCAGACCUUCGCCACGCCACCUAAUUUCUGAUAAUCGUUCGCCAGUGCCAGUCUUUACUCGCCUUGACUUCCGCAAACGCUUAAAUGACUCCUCACUUGGCGGCGGUCUACGUCGCAAGCUUGGUCAUGACCGGAAAAAAACUGCCAUGAACAACUCCUUUGACUUGCAGGGCGGCUGGCUUUCUGAUAACUCGCUCUCAUCUUCGGUGAGCAGCUUGAGCAACCCAGCAAUACUAAGCCCUGCCCGCCUAACCAGCGAUGAUCCCUUUGGGAGCCCGUUCAAGCCGCUUGAAUCUACUUUGCGACACCCACCCGAGAAAAGGGUUAUAUUGCCGCCUCUGUCUAGUCCAGAGGUGGAAAGCCCAGUGAUGAGACAUUUCCGUUUACCGGACAAUGAAACGUCAGAAUCCAAUGACGGACUCGUCGGCCUAGGCAUUGGGUUGAUGGCACCGUUUGAUCUUUCUACUUCCCAUCGCGAAGCAGAGGAGAAGGAUGAAGCGGAAGUUGAGGGAGUGUUAAUUGAUGAUUUGGCACCACCAUUAAAGAAACGCAGAGUGACGUUUGGUUAG
Molecule: messenger RNA, 1656 nt
Organism: Suillus bovinus
Lineage: Eukaryota; Fungi; Basidiomycota; Agaricomycetes; Boletales; Suillaceae
Exons: 2
Coding region: 1-1656 (551 amino acids)
Source: RefSeq, a predicted model, not a curated record